GGGCGCAGUGGCCCGGCUGGCCCUCGCCCGCGUUCACCAGGCGAGUGUCUGGUUUCCAAUUCCGCGGGCUCCGGAAUUGGGGUUGGGCUAGCUUGGGUGCCAGCGGCGGGUAGUGGCAGGCGCCGGCCGAGCAACAGGAGCUCAGAGAAAGAGGCAGCGGCAGCAGUGGAGAGGACGCCGGGGGAGAGGAAGGGUCCCUGAAGCCUGCGCCCUCCCCGGGGCCAGACUCUGCGGGCACACUGGGUGGGCAUGAUCGGCGGGCACGGUGGCAAGCCUCUUAUGUAAGGAGUUGAAGGGGAAAUAAAACAUACAGGAUGAAAAGAUGGCAAUGUUGCCUCCCCCGGGACCUCAGAGCUUUGUCUUCUUCACAAAACAGUCUCUUGCCCUCAUUGAACAACGUAUUGCUGAAGGAAAAGCAAAGGAACCCAAAGAAGAAAAGAAAGACGAUGACGAUGAAGGGCCAAAGCCAAGCAGUGACUUGGAAGCCGGCAAGCAGCUGCCCUUCAUCUAUGGGGACAUUCCUCCGGGCAUGGUGUCAGAGCCCCUGGAGGACUUGGACCCUUACUAUGCAGACAAAAAAACUUUCAUAGUGUUGAACAAAGGGAAAGCAAUCUUCCGUUUCAAUGCCACACCUGCUUUGUACAUGCUCUCUCCUUUCAGUCCUCUCAGAAGAAUAUCUAUUAAGAUUUUAGUACAUGCCGCAUUCAGCAUGCUUAUCAUGUGCACUAUUCUGACGAACUGCAUAUUUAUGACCAUGAGUAAUCCUCCAGACUGGACCAAGAAUGUAGAGUACACUUUUACUGGAAUAUAUACAUUUGAGUCACUUGUGAAAAUCCUUGCAAGAGGAUUCUGUGUAGGAGAAUUCACUUUUCUUCGUGACCCAUGGAACUGGCUUGAUUUCAUAGUCAUUGUCUUUGCAUAUGUGACAGAGUUUGUGGACCUGGGCAAUGUCUCAGCGUUGAGAACAUUCAGAGUUCUCCGAGCUUUGAAAACAAUUUCAGUCAUUCCAGGCCUGAAGACCAUCGUGGGGGCCCUGAUCCAGUCUGUGAAAAAGCUCUCAGAUGUCAUGAUCCUGACUGUGUUCUGUCUGAGCGUGUUUGCCCUGAUUGGGCUGCAGCUCUUUAUGGGCAACCUGAAGCAUAAAUGUGUGCAGAGUUCACUUGCAAAUAAUGAAACAAUAGAAAACAUAUUGAAUACUCUAGAUGAAGAAGAAUAUGCAAAAUAUUUUUAUUACUUGGAGGGAUCCAAAGAUGCUCUCCUUUGUGGUUUCAGCAGUGAUUCAGGUCAGUGUCCAGAAGGGUACACCUGUAAGAAGAUUGGCAGAAAUCCUGACUAUGGCUACACGAGCUUCGAUACUUUCAGCUGGGCCUUCUUAGCCUUGUUUCGGCUAAUGACCCAGGAUUACUGGGAAAACCUUUACCAACAGACCCUGCGUGCUGCUGGGAAAACCUACAUGAUCUUCUUUGUUGUGGUGAUUUUCCUGGGAUCCUUUUAUCUAAUAAACUUGAUCUUGGCUGUUGUUGCCAUGGCCUAUGAAGAACAGAACCAGGCAAACAUUGAAGAAGCGAGGCAGAAAGAGUUAGAAUUUCAGCAGAUGCUGGAUCGACUUAAAAAAGAGCAAGAGGAAGCGGAGGCAAUAGCAUUAGCGGCAGCUGAAUACACCAGCAUUGGGAGAAGCAGAAUAAUGGGUCUCUCUGAGAGUUCUUCUGAAACAUCCAAACUGAGCUCUAAAAGUGCUAAAGAAAGAAGAAACAGGAGAAAGAAAAAGAACCAAAAGAAACUCUCCAGCGGGGAAGAAAAGGGAGACAAUGAGAAACUGUCCAAAUCGGAAUCCGAUGAGAGCAUCAGGAGAAAAAGUUUCCACCUUGGUGUUGAAGGUCAUAGGCGAGCACGUGAAAAAAGAUUGUCUACCCCUAACCAGUCACCACUCAGCAUUCGUGGCUCCUUGUUUUCUGCAAGGCGGAGCAGCAGAACAAGUCUUUUCAGCUUCAAAGGUCGAGGAAGAGAUAUUGGAUCUGAGACUGAAUUUGCUGACGAUGAGCACAGCAUCUUUGGUGACAACGAGAGCAGAAGGGGCUCCCUGUUUGUGCCCCACAGACCUCGGGAGCGGCGCAGCAGUAACAUCAGCCAAGCCAGUAGGUCUCCCCCAGUGCUGCCAGUGAAUGGGAAGAUGCACAGCGCUGUCGACUGCAAUGGCGUGGUCUCCUUGGUGGAUGGACCCUCUGCCCUCAUGCUACCCAAUGGACAGCUCCUGCCAGAGGUGAUAAUAGAUAAGGCAACUUCUGAUGACAGCGGUACAACCAAUCAAAUACACAAGAAAAGACGUCACAGUUCUUACCUCCUUUCUGAGGAUAUGUUGAAUGACCCCAAUCUCAGACAAAGGGCAAUGAGUAGGGCAAGCAUAUUAACAAACACUGUAGAAGAACUUGAGGAGUCCAGACAGAAAUGUCCACCUUGGUGGUAUAGAUUUGCACACACAUUCUUGAUCUGGAAUUGCUCUCCAUGUUGGAUAAAAUUCAAAAAAUUUAUCUAUUUUAUUGUAAUGGAUCCUUUUGUAGAUCUUGCUAUUACCAUUUGCAUAGUUUUAAACACAUUGUUCAUGGCUAUGGAACAUCACCCAAUGACUGAGGAAUUCAAAAAUGUGCUCGUUGUGGGAAAUUUGGUCUUUACUGGCAUCUUUGCAGCUGAAAUGGUUUUAAAACUAAUUGCCAUGGAUCCAUAUGAGUAUUUCCAAAUAGGAUGGAAUAUUUUUGAUAGUCUUAUUGUGACCUUAAGCUUAGUGGAACUUUUUCUAUCAGAUGUGGAAGGAUUGUCAGUUCUACGAUCAUUCAGACUGCUCCGAGUUUUCAAGUUAGCAAAAUCUUGGCCAACACUGAACAUGCUGAUCAAGAUCAUUGGCAAUUCAGUGGGGGCUCUGGGAAACCUAACCUUGGUGUUGGCCAUCAUCGUCUUCAUUUUUGCUGUGGUUGGCAUGCAGCUCUUUGGUAAGAGCUACAAAGAAUGUGUUUGCAAGAUCAGUGAAGACUGCAAACUCCCACGCUGGCACAUGAAUGACUUCUUCCACUCCUUCCUGAUUGUGUUCCGGGUGCUGUGUGGAGAGUGGAUAGAGACCAUGUGGGACUGCAUGGAGGUCGCUGGUCAAGCCAUGUGCCUUAUUGUUUACAUGAUGGUCAUGGUCAUUGGAAACCUGGUGGUCCUCAACCUAUUUCUUGCUUUAUUACUGAGCUCAUUUAGUUCAGACAAUCUUACAGCCAUUGAAGAAGACACUGAUGCAAACAACCUCCAGAUUGCAGUGGCCAGAAUUAAGAAGGGAAUAAAUUACGUGAAACAAACCUUACGUGAGUUUGUUCUAAAAGCAUUUUCCAAAAAGCCAAAGAUUUCCAAAGAGAUUAGACAAACAGAAGAUCUGAAUUGUAAAAAGGAAAACUACAUCUCUAACCGCACAGUUGCUGAAAUGAGCAAGGAUCACAAAUUCCACAAAGAAAAAGAUAAAACCAGCGGUUUUGGAAACAGCAUGGACAAAUACUUAAUGGAAGAAAGUGAUGGUCAGUCAUUUAUUCAUAAUCCCAGCCUCACAGUGACAGUGCCAAUUGCACCGGGGGAAUCUGAUUUGGAAAUUAUGAACACUGAGGAGCUUAGCAGUGACUCAGAUAGCGAAUACAGCAAAGGGAGGCUGAACCGAUCAAGUUCCUCAGAGUGCAGCACAGUUGAUAACCCUGUGCCUGGAGAAGGAGAAGAGGCAGAGGCUGAGCCUGUAAAUUCAGAUGAGCCAGAGGCCUGUUUUACUGAUGGUUGCGUACAGAGGUUCCCAUGCUGUCAAGUUAACAUAGAAUCAGGGAAAGGAAAAAUCUGGUGGAACAUCAGGAAAACCUGCUUCAGGAUAGUUGAGCACAGUUGGUUUGAAAGCUUCAUUGUUCUCAUGAUCUUGCUCAGCAGUGGUGCUCUGGCUUUUGAAGAUAUAUAUAUUGAAAAGAAAAAGAACAUUAAGAUUAUCCUGGAGUAUGCUGACAAGAUAUUCACGUAUAUCUUCAUUCUGGAAAUGCUUCUAAAAUGGGUAGCAUAUGGUUACAAAACCUAUUUCACCAAUGCCUGGUGUUGGCUGGAUUUCUUAAUUGUCGAUGUUUCUUUGGUUACAUUAGUUGCAAACACUCUUGGCUACUCAGAUCUUGGUCCCAUUAAAUCCCUUCGGACACUUAGAGCUUUAAGACCUCUGCGAGCUUUAUCUAGAUUUGAAGGAAUGAGGGUGGUUGUGAAUGCGCUCAUCGGUGCAAUUCCUUCUAUCAUGAAUGUGCUACUUGUGUGUCUCAUAUUCUGGCUGAUAUUUAGCAUCAUGGGAGUAAAUUUGUUUGCUGGCAAGUUUUAUGAGUGUAUUAACACCACAAAUGGAUUACGGUUUCCUACAAGUGAAGUUGAAAACCGUUCUGCCUGUCUUGCGCUUAUGAAUGUUAGUCAAAAUGUGCGAUGGAAAAACCUAAAAGUGAACUUUGAUAAUGUUGGACUUGGUUACCUGUCUCUACUUCAAGUGGCAACAUUUAAGGGAUGGAUGGAUAUUAUGUAUGCAGCAGUUGAUUCUGUUAACGUAGACAAGCAGCCCAUUUAUGAAUACAGCCUCUACAUGUAUAUUUAUUUUGUCAUCUUCAUCAUCUUCGGGUCAUUCUUCACUUUGAACUUGUUCAUUGGUGUCAUCAUAGAUAAUUUCAACCAACAGAAAAAGAAGCUUGGAGGUCAAGAUAUCUUUAUGACAGAAGAACAGAAGAAAUAUUAUAAUGCAAUGAAAAAGCUGGGAUCUAAGAAACCACAAAAGCCAAUACCUCGGCCAGGGAACAAAUUCCAAGGAUGUAUCUUUGACCUAGUAACAAACCAAGCUUUUGAUAUAGCCAUCAUGGUUCUGAUCUGCCUCAACAUGGUAACCAUGAUGGUAGAAAAAGAGGGACAAAGUGCCUACAUGACUGAAGUUUUAAAUUGGAUCAAUGUGGUUUUUAUUAUCCUGUUCUCUGGAGAAUGUGUGCUGAAACUGAUCUCCCUCAGAUGCUACUACUUCACUAUAGGCUGGAACAUCUUUGAUUUUGUGGUUGUAAUUCUCUCCAUUGUAGGUAUGUUUCUGGCAGAUUUGAUAGAAAGGUAUUUUGUGUCCCCUACCCUAUUCCGAGUGAUUCGUCUUGCCAGGAUUGGCCGAAUCCUGCGUCUGAUCAAAGGGGCUAAGGGGAUCCGCACGCUGCUCUUUGCUUUGAUGAUGUCCCUUCCUGCGCUGUUUAACAUUGGCCUCCUGCUCUUCCUGGUCAUGUUCAUCUAUGCCAUCUUUGGAAUGUCCAAUUUUGCCUAUGUUAAAAAGGAAGCUGGAAUUAAUGACAUGUUCAACUUUGAGACCUUCGCCAACAGCAUGAUCUGCCUGUUCCAGAUUACUACCUCUGCUGGCUGGGAUGGAUUGCUGGCACCUAUCCUCAACAGUAAACCACCGGACUGUGACCCCAAAAAAGUUCAUCCUGGAAGCUCAGUUGAAGGAGACUGUGGGAACCCAUCUGUUGGGAUAUUCUAUUUCGUCAGUUACAUCAUCAUAUCAUUUCUGGUCGUGGUGAACAUGUACAUUGCUGUCAUCCUGGAGAACUUCAGUGUUGCUACUGAAGAAAGUACUGAGCCCCUGAGUGAGGACGACUUUGAGAUGUUCUAUGAGGUUUGGGAGAAGUUUGAUCCAGACGCGACCCAAUUUAUAGAAUAUAGCAAACUCUCUGAUUUUGCAGCUGCCCUGGAUCCUCCUCUUCUCAUAGCAAAACCAAACAAAGUCCAGCUCAUUGCCAUGGACCUGCCCAUGGUCAGUGGGGACAGGAUCCACUGCCUUGACAUCUUAUUUGCUUUUACAAAGCGUGUUUUGGGGGAAGGUGGAGAGAUGGACUCUCUUCGUUCACAGAUGGAAGAAAGGUUCAUGUCUGCAAAUCCCUCUAAGGUGUCUUAUGAGCCCAUCACAACUACACUAAAAAGAAAGCAAGAGGAUGUGUCUGCUACAGUCAUUCAGCGUGCUUACAGACGUUACCGCUUACGGCAAAAUGUCAAAAAUAUAUCAAGUAUAUACAUCAAAGAUGGUGACAGAGAUGAUGAUUUGCCCAAUAAAGAAGAUAUGGUUUUUGAUAAUGUUAAUGAGAACUCAAGUCCAGAAAAAACAGAUGCAACUCCAUCCACUGUCUCUCCACCUUCUUAUGAUAGUGUAACAAAACCAGACAGAGAGAAAUAUGAAAAAGACAAAACAGAAAAGGAAGACAAAGGGAAAGAUGGCAAGGAAGGCAAAAAAUAGAGCUUCAUUUUUGAUAUAUUGUUUACAGCCUGUGAAGGUGAUAUAUUUGUGUUAAUAAGACUCUUUUGAGGAGGUCUAUGCCAAAUCUCUUUUUAUCAAUUUAUUCUCAAAGUCAGUGCAUUUGCUAGCUCUGAUUCUCUGACAUAGGUGGGCAGCAUUAGCAGAUGGCUAUUUUUACAUUGGUAAAUGUAUCUCUAAGAAUUGUUAAGAGUAAGUGUACAGGAAUUAUUGAUUACAGCAAACAGAGGUGAUUUAAUUUUAUUUACUUUCAAUAAAUCAGAAAAACAUGUAGAAAAUAUUCACAUCUGCCUUGUCAUCUUUUCACAGGAUUGUAAACAUUGAUGUUUCCCAUGCAUGUAGGCAUGUGUGCGUGCACACACACGCCAAUACCUAACAUUUGGAUAUCUACAAAAGUAUUUUGCCUUGACUUUUCAAUGUAGUGCUCUGAUAGAAGGCACCAGUAAUGAAUGUUCAGUUAAAACAUCUUGUUAUCUUGUUAUUAGGGGGCAAGACUCUUUUAUCCAUGUACAGAGGUCAUUCUAUAUUUUGAGGUGCUUAAAUUUAUUCAUGUUACAUGAAAACCAAUUUAUGUGCCCACUAAAGGCCAGGGGACAUGUAGGCUGGUCAGUUCUACCAAUGCUUUUUGUUUAUCACGAUGCAUAUACCGAUUAGGAUAAGAGUUACCUUUAGAAUAUUGUGUUUCAUGGACUGCCUUUUUCUAUAUCUUUGUUUGUUCAUUCGAUAAUCAUGAAACAUGAAAAAUUAUUUUAAGUACUUGAAAGCAAAGCUGAUACUGUCUUCAGUGGAGUGCUUCCAGAUAUGCAGAAAGAUACUUGAUAUCCUGGUACAUGUUUGAGCAGAUAAUGACUUGGGCACAGUAUUUAGCAUUUCACCUGCAUAAUAUCCUGAAUGUGUAUGGCAAGCUUUCAAGUCGUACUACAUGGCAGGCUUUCAACACAAACUUGUGUGUAGUAAGAAUGAAAUAGCAUUCAACCAAGGUUCUUGCCAACUUGCUUGCCUGACUGGUUCUAGUAAUCCACUUGAACCUUUGUUCUUUCAUCUACAAAAUGAGGAGGAUGUCACUUUCUCCUUAAAAUUCUAUGACUAUGAGAUAUAUUAUGUAUCCAUCAAUAAUGUACCCUGAGCUUAAAGUUUACCAAGGACACAUUCAUUUUGCUUUCACUGUUGUCCUUCUAUCAAGGAUUAUAUAUCUAGUUUAGAAAAAAAACUUGUUAAUACUGGCUUGAAAACAAAUAGCCAUAAUGCAUUUUUUAUGAGCUUAUUCCAGGAACAUGAGAUCAUUCUUCUAUCGAGUUCUUCAUGCACUGGCAAAAACUGAGUUACAAAAGUGGAAAGUAAUUUUAUUUAGAAGAUUUUGUGGGAGGUUUCAAAACAAAUAUAUACAACAAUAUUUCAUUCAUUUGCUUUCCUCAAUGAAAAAAGAACAUAAACUGUAUUUCUAUAUUUAAUGCUUAAAACAUUUUUGUUGUUCUUUUGGCUAGUAAAAAAUAAAGGAGAUUUAAACAUACCCAUAGAGAUGAAGAUGUAUGGAUAGAGGAUGAAAGGCAAAGGGCAAAAAAAAAAUCAAAACACAGAAAUGAGAAAGACAGACAAAAACAAAGAAAGCGACAUCUCCACAGAACUUCCUACCUAGAAUGUUUCUAAAUUAUGAUGUGUUUUACAGCAUUUGUGAAGGAGAUUAUCACAUCUAGACAUUUGUCCUAAAGCAUGAAUGAAAUUAAACCUAGAGCCAAAGAUUCUUUACCAAUCAUUCAUCUUACAUUAUUUGGGCCUCUUUUUUAUUUACUAAAUAAGAUACCAUGCAGUGUUUUCCUGGACUAUAUAGAGCAUUGUAUCACCUCCCUGCUAAGUCUGUUGAAAAUAGGUUUUGACCAAUUUAGAGAACCAUGCAAAAUAUAUUACCUUUGUAAGAUUUUUUAAUACACAAAAUUAAGAAAUUAAUAUUACCUUAAAUGUGAAGUUUAUCCUCAUCAUUUUAAAUCCAUAUAACUGUACUUUGCAUAUUUAUAAAAUAUAGUGGGAAAAGAUGUGGGAAGGUUUAUGUGUGAUUUACUAUUCAUGUUUUUACAUUGCCUGACUUUUAUGUGAAAAAAAAAUUAGCAACUUGUUCCUCAACACAAUUUAUUCUAAGCAUUUCAAAAAAAGAAUUACAAAGUUGCACUUCCAUUUCAUGCUGAACUAUAAUUUUUUAAUGUAACAUGGUUAAGUUUUUAUAUAUAUAUGUUUUCCCAGGAAUGUCUAAUUGUAACUUUUUAUCAAUAACAAUAUUUUGGAACCAAGUGCUCAUUUAAUAUAUUACAAGCUUGAAAGGAAAUUAGACUUCUCUUUUCAUACAGAUUACUGUUUGGUACUAAUAAUAAGAUACCAUUCUCAGCACUGUCAUGCUAAUAUUUAAGUCACACUAUCAUGGAACACAUUUAAUCUAAUGAUAUAAAAUGACAGUUACACUGUACAAUUUAAAUUGGAAUAAAGUGGCAGGGAACAGAUUUGAACACAAAUCCAUUCAUCCAAUGGAGAGAAACAUGGGAGAAUCUCAUUUUACCUUUUGACUGUUAUGUAGUUUGCAAAAGAUGUAAGUAACUUGUUGGCUGUUUCUAAAUGCUAACUGAUGAAAACUUCAACCCUAAAUGUUCAGCAUGAUUUUAUAGAAUUUUGAUAGCUUUAUUCAAAAGUUAAGAGGAAAUGCAUAUGUAAAUAAAGCAGUUCUAAAUAGCAAUUCCAGAGAAAUGUUAAUGGGAAUGAUGAAAGUGGGCCAGCUAAAUUAGAAUGGCCAAGUAACUGGCUUGGGUUUAGGACCUAUGUAUAGAGGCCACCAAUUUCUUUUAAUAACUGUGGUUUGUUACGUUAUAUUCUUGAGGAAAAUAAUUGAGUUGCUUCAUAAAGAUAAAUGAAUAGCCAUGAAUAUAAUAAUGCUGUUUACAUAGAAUUCUUUAUAAAUUUCAUACAUAUAUGAAUGCUUAAAAUGUUUGAGUUUGUCAUAAAUUAUAUUGUAGUUAUACUUGAGACCUGCACAUUGUAAUAGAAUCUAAAAAUAAAAGUCAUCAAAAAAUAAAA
Molecule: messenger RNA, 9361 nt
Organism: Bubalus bubalis (water buffalo)
Lineage: Eukaryota; Metazoa; Chordata; Mammalia; Artiodactyla; Bovidae
Gene: SCN9A
Product: sodium voltage-gated channel alpha subunit 9
Exons: 27
Coding region: 323-6286 (1987 amino acids)
Biological process (GO): membrane depolarization during action potential; neuronal action potential; sodium ion transmembrane transport
Cellular component (GO): plasma membrane; axon; voltage-gated sodium channel complex
Molecular function (GO): protein binding; voltage-gated sodium channel activity
Source: RefSeq, a predicted model, not a curated record